This is a messenger RNA of Pleurotus ostreatus (oyster mushroom), 1788 nucleotides long. RefSeq names its product lysyl-tRNA synthetase (gene KRS1). Gene Ontology annotation, cellular component: cytoplasm; cytosol. Gene Ontology annotation, biological process: lysyl-tRNA aminoacylation. The transcript is spliced from 9 exons. NCBI's taxonomy places the organism in Eukaryota, Fungi, Basidiomycota, Agaricomycetes, Agaricales, Pleurotaceae. The record is from RefSeq and is a predicted model, not a curated record. The coding region runs from base 1 to 1788 and encodes 595 amino acids. Gene Ontology annotation, molecular function: tRNA binding; lysine-tRNA ligase activity; ATP binding.
AUGUCUACCGAGGCCACCGGCACCCACAAGGACCCUGUCACGGGGGAAAUGAUCUCCAAGCAGGAACUCAAGCGACGAGAAAAGCAGAGAGCCAAGGAGGCCAGCAAGGCCAGCAAGGCCGCCGCUCAGCCCCCCCAGGCAAAGCCCAAGGCGUCGUCAGCUGCUGAAGAGGAAGCCAAGUUGAACCCAAAUCAAUACUAUGAAAUACGAUCCCGUCAAAUUCUACAACUCAAGGCGUCACAGUCGCCGAACCCGUACCCCCACAAGUUCAAUGUGACUCGAUCGCUCGAGUCAUAUAUCGGGCUCUACGGCGCGGAGGGCAAGAUUCCCGCGGGGACCAAGCUCGUGGGGACAACGGAAAGCCUUGCGGGGCGCAUUCACGGCAUGCGCGCGAACAGCAACAACCUCCGCUUCUACGAUCUGCACGGCGAGGGUGUCAAGGUGCAGAUCAUGGCCAACGCCCAAGACGCAGAAGACCCGGCGUCGUUCCAGGCUGUGCACGACAUCUUCCGGCGCGGGGACAUUGUUGGCGUCACGGGCACGCCGUCGCGCACGAAGAUGGGCGAGCUGAGCAUCUCCCCGUCGUCGAUGACUCUUCUCACGCCGAAUCUGCACCAGCUCCCGUCGUCACACUUCGGGUUGAAGGACCAGGAGACGCGGUACCGCAAGCGCUACCUCGACCUGAUUCUGAACGACGAGACGCGGAAGCUGUUCGUGACGCGCAGCAAGAUCCUGCACUACAUACGCCGUUUCCUGGACGCGCUCGGGUUCAUGGAGGUCGAGACACCGAUGACGUCGCUGCUUGCUGGCGGCGCGACUGCGAAGCCGUUCGUCACGCACCACAACGAUCUAAACCUCGACCUGUUCCUGCGGAUUGCGCCGGAGCUGUACUUGAAGCAGCUUGUCGUCGGUGGACUUGACCGUGUGUAUGAGAUCGGACGUGUCUUCCGGAAUGAAGGUAUUGACUUGACACACAAUCCCGAGUUCACGAUCUGCGAGUUUUAUAUGGCGUACGCGGAUAUGGAAGACUUGAUGGAGAUCACGGAAGCUAUGAUUGAGGGUCUUGUGAAGACGAUCACUGGUGGAAGCACCAAGAUUUCGUAUCACCCGGACGGUGAUAAGGGCAAGGAGGGUGCGAGGGUCCUAGAAUUAGAAUUCAAGCGACCGUGGAAGCGAUAUGAUAUGAUCGGCACGCUUGAAGAGAAGCUGGGUGUCAAGUUCCCUCCUGGCCAAGAACUUCACACUGAAACCACGAACGCGUGGCUGAGGGAAUUAUGCACCAAGCACAAUGUGGAUUGCAGCGAACCGCGAACAAAUGCCCGUAUGCUUGACAAGCUCGUCGGCGAGUUUAUCGAGCCUCUCUGCAUAUCCCCCGCCUUCAUCGUCGGCCACCCACAAGUCAUGUCCCCCCUUGCCAAGUGGCACCGCUCUCGCCCGGGCCUCUGCGAGCGCUUCGAGGGGUUCAUGUGCGGGAAGGAGUUCUGCAACGCCUACACGGAAUUAAACGACCCCUUCGAGCAGCGCCUCCGUUUUGAGGAGCAGGCAAAGCAAAAGGAGCAGGGUGAUGAUGAGGCGCAGGGGGUUGACGAGACGUUUAUCGAUGCGCUGGAACAUGGACUCCCGCCUACCGGAGGAUGGGGUCUCGGAAUCGACCGCUUGGUCAUGUUCCUCACCGAUUCGACGAACAUCAAGGAAGUCCUCCUUUUCCCCGCCAUGAAGCCAGAGACCGUCGCACCCGCGCCUGCGGUCCCUGGCGGCCACCCUCUCGCACAGUCCGGCCAGGUGUAG